AUGUUUGGAGCAGUCAGGAGGUUAGCAACGGCUGCCGCUUCAGCCCAGGUAUCAAGGUUGCAAGACGUGGUUAUUGUCGGAGGAGGCCCAGCAGGCUUGUCCUUGUUGGCAGCCCUCAAGAGCUCACAUAAAACACGCCAUUUGAAGUGCACAUUAGUCGAAGGAGGUAGCUUGGAUAAUAUCCGGACUUUUGGGGAGGACCCCCCAGAAAAUUACACCAACAGAGUGGUUUCAUUGACACCACAAUCUGUGGAAUUCAUGCAAGAGAGAAUCGGAAGCUGGCAGUACAUCAACCAGGACAGGAUCAAAUUCUACAGCUCAAUUGUGGCAUACGACUCGCAAGAAAAGGACGCCAGAAUCCAGUUUGAUGCCAGCAUGACGGAUGGAAACGGUGUUUUGGCGGUGAUGUGUGAGAAUAUCAAUAUUCAGAGCCUGUUGUUAAGCAGAAUUGACGAAAUUGGCGACUCUACCAUUUUGGACAACACCAAGGUCUUGGACAUCGUGCAUCCCAACAAGCCUGAAAUAAAUCACGACUUGACCGCAGAGCCACAGACCACCUCUCCAGGCUUGGACUGGCCUAUCGUCCAACUUUCCAACGGUGAAAGCAUACAAACCAGAUUGUUGGUGGGUGCUGACGGCUACAACUCGCCUGUCCGUAAGUUCUCGGGUAUCGAGUCCAGAGGCUGGCAAUACGGCCGUUUCGGAGUGGUAGCAACCAUCAAGUUGCAGUACGAGGAUUAUCGUUCCAUUGGAUGGCAGAGGUUCUUGACCACUGGACCCUUGGCCAUCUUACCAUUGACAGAAGACAAUGCGACCAUCGUGUGGUCCAGCACCCCCGAAUUGUCGGAUAUCUUGUUGAAGGUGACCCCUGAAAUCUUUGUGCAUUUGGUAAACGCUGCCAUGACUUUGGACGAGGUCGACCUAAACUACAUCUACGGAGUGUUGAAGAAGGACCCCACCGACACCUCGGUAUUGGAGGAGAUUGAAUGGAGAAUGUCGAAGAUCAAGUUGUCUGAAUUGGAGGAAAAGUACCCCUUGCCAGUGUCUGAAGUUAUUGACAAGUCCAGAGCACGCUUUCCAUUAAAAAUGUCCCAUGCCGACACCUACGUGGCUCCCAGAGUCGCUUUGAUUGGAGAUGCUGCGCAUACCAUCCAUCCAUUGGCAGGUCAAGGAUUGAACAUGGGCCAGUCGGACGUUGCAGGCUUGGUGGAGGCCUUGGAAAAGGGUGUAGAGAGAGGCAUGGAUAUUGGAUCCACGCUUGUACUUGAGAGCUACGUGUCCAACACCUGGCCUGCCAACAGCAUGCUUUUGGGAGUGUGUGACAAGCUCCACAAGAUCUUCUCCACCGACUUUUAUCCGUUGGUGUUGCUCAGAGGCAUCGGCAUGAAGUCGCUCAACAUGCUCGACGUGGUCAAGGACUUGAUGGUCAAGUCUAUGGCCAGAUAG
Suhomyces tanzawaensis NRRL Y-17324 is the source of this 1446-nucleotide messenger RNA. RefSeq names its product putative N,N-dimethylaniline monooxygenase (gene COQ6). Gene Ontology annotation, cellular component: mitochondrion. Bases 1 to 1446 code for a protein of 481 amino acids. The record is from RefSeq and is a predicted model, not a curated record. Gene Ontology annotation, molecular function: 2-octaprenyl-6-methoxyphenol hydroxylase activity; oxidoreductase activity, acting on paired donors, with incorporation or reduction of molecular oxygen, NAD(P)H as one donor, and incorporation of one atom of oxygen; FAD binding. The transcript has a single exon. Gene Ontology annotation, biological process: ubiquinone biosynthetic process. NCBI's taxonomy places the organism in Eukaryota, Fungi, Ascomycota, Pichiomycetes, Serinales, Debaryomycetaceae.